AUGACUUUGAAUCGCACCAAGCGAAGCGACGAUCAAGCGCUCGAGCCAAUCUGGACGAAGAGAGAAAGGGCAGUGACGAAGAUAACGAAGAUGCUACACCUCAAGUCUUUUGGAGAGCGAGUGCCAAUGCAGUCGAAGGUACUGACUUGUCUGAGCCGACAACGUUUGAAGAUGCUGUUGGUGGAACAGAUCAAGUGCAUUGGCCAUACCAUUGGCACCAAGUGGGUAUUCAAGAUCAAACGGAAAGCUGAUGGAUACAUCGAGAAAUACAAGGCGCGUCUUGCGGCAAAAGGGUUCAAGCAGAAAUAUGGCAUCGACUACACGGAGACGUUUUCGCCGGUAGUCAACUACGUGAAGCUGCGCAUGGUAGUUGCAAUCACGAAGUACUUUGACUAG
Peronospora matthiolae is the source of this 396-nucleotide messenger RNA. NCBI's taxonomy places the organism in Eukaryota, Oomycota, Peronosporomycetes, Peronosporales, Peronosporaceae. The record is from the annotation of a GenBank genome assembly.